UUCAGACUCUUCAGUUCAUCAUGGGCAAAGUUCUGCUGCUGGUCCUGUUGUGUCUGCAGGUCGUCCUGCUCACCACAGCCUUCACUGCUGCUCAUGAAGCCGCUCUGCUGAGAGAUGAUCAGGAUCAACUACAGCAACUUUCUGAUCUGAUAAGAAGCCUGCAGCAAGUGAACGAAACAGAAGGGGCAGAGUCGAAGAUCAGAGUCAGGAGAUUCUGCGGGAGGAAACGAGGAGGAUGCAGCUCAUUCAGACGCCCACCUCCAACUCUACCAUCUCUAAUCAAGUCAGGACCGAAGAAGCCGUCUGGAGUCAAGCUCUGCAGGAGAGGUGAUCAGUGUCAACGACAACAGCCUGCUGAUCUGAUAAGUCGUCUGCAGCGAGUGAAAGAAACACAAGGGGCAGAGUCGAAGAUCAGAGUCAGGAGAUUCUGCGCGAGAAAACGAGGAGGAUGCAGCUCACUCAAACGCCCACCUCCAACUCUACCAUCUCUAAUCAAGAUCAAGUCAGAACCAGAGAAGCCGUCUGGAGUCAAGCUCUGCAGGAGAGGUGAUCAGUGUGAACUACAACAGCCUGCUGAUCGGAGAAGUCCUCUGCAGCAAGUGAAAGAAACAGAAGGGGCAGAGUUGAAGAUUAGAGUCAGGAGGCAAUGCGCGACAAAACCAGGAGGAUGCGGCCCACUCAAAGUUUUCCUGCUCAUCACAGCCUUCACUUGUACAGAUGCAGCCACUCUGGUGACAGAAGACCAGCAGCAACAGUCUCAGAAUGUGCUGGAGGGAAUAACUGAAGAUGACAGAGAAAAGACUGGAGAAAUAGCCAAGAGACGAGCAUCCCACUGUAGCUGGAGACCAGGGGCAUGUUCACUCAUCUCCCGGAUGGCAACAGAAAGACCUCAGCUGACUGGUCCGAAAAUACAAUGAAACAAUGUUAUGAUGCUGAUGAGAUCACAUCUGUUAUGAAGGACGGCUGAACAAAAAGCAAAACGAUUUUUUUUUCUACUUUUUUUUGUCUGUGUCAGUGAUCAGAAGGAAAAAGAGAACAGAAACCUCAAGACACACAUGAAAACCAGCACUAACAUCAACUUCUAAGAGCUGUUUUCUACAAGAGCUGUUAUCUGGUGAUACUAAUCAAGCAGUGCACAAACUUUGUAUCAAGAAUACAAACUGUUUUUCUAUGCAAACAUCCUUUCUAUUAUAUCUACAGGAAAAGUACCAGCUGACCACGCAGUAUCAUAGAUUUCUGGUUAUCAUACAGAAAGUAGGCUUGGUGUGUUGUUGCCACAGUAUAUUGUGUUUUCGAUAUGUUUGAUUUUACUACAGCGAGUUGAAGACUCUAUUGCUUAAUCAGCUUUUUGACACAUCAAAUAAAAAAAAGUGUUACUGGUAAUUAAA
Molecule: messenger RNA, 1388 nt
Organism: Stegastes partitus (bicolor damselfish)
Lineage: Eukaryota; Metazoa; Chordata; Actinopteri; Pomacentridae
Exons: 9
Coding region: 21-917 (298 amino acids)
Source: RefSeq, a predicted model, not a curated record